AUGGCCGAAGCCGCGGAACCGACCAUGGACUGCAACCUGCCAGAGUUGCUUGCCCAGGACCUUGAGUUCUCGAGUCUCAUAUUCGCCGCCAAGAACAUGACGGCCGGCGCACCCUCGCCCGCCCUCGCAUCCGACGAAGACGACUGGCACGGCACUGCCGAACCCCCAACCGUCCUCGGCGCGUCCUGCCACCCGAACAGCGUGCCGCAGUUCCAACCUCUGGGCGCCAUCGACGAGAAGAGCUCCGCCAGCGGGGCGAGCGAGCAUGACAUCUCCGACGAAGCCUCGAGCUCGAGCGGUGACUCCUUCAGCAUGGCCGGCAACGAUGUCGACGGAGAAGACGACGCCGCCGAGUCACCUCACAUUCGCCAGCAGUCCGUCUUGACGGCCGAUACCACCAUAUCCGCUUCGAGCCAGCCCGCGACCACCGCAUCCUCGCAAAAACGUGUCGUGUCCUUUGGGGGCGAAGUCGAAGGCAGCUUCGAGAGUUGGAUGGACUUUGAGCCGGACGCUCCGGCCGAUCAUCCUGAACUCGGCAAGAGCCUAGCGCAAUCGCCGGUCACGACGCCUAUGAAGCCGGUGCGGCCGCUGUCUCGAUUAGGAGACCGGUCCAUCAAUGAAGCGUCGCCGCAACGGGCCAAGAGCGCCAACGCCGCAGCCACCACCCGCCGGCUGUCCAACCCGUUUGAGGGCUACACGCGGCCAGCCAGCCGUGCGCGGAGUCUGCAUUUGGACCCGACGACAACGGCGGCCGGCAAGGAGCAGACCCGGCACUCAAAUCUCUCGCUGCAUUCCUUUAGCCCUGUCGAAAUUGCGGUUCCCACACGCUGCUCAUCCUUGAAGCAUCGCGUCUCGUUUACAGACGAUGCCCGCAAAGCUAUCGCUCCUCGCGCUCGUUCGCGGUCGCACGCUUCUUCAGGAGGCGUCCCGGAACACAUUGUUGCGCCGGGGACCGACCGCAGCUCCAUCAUAUCCGACCUCAAGGAGGAACUCGAGCCCUGGUUCCGCUACCUCGACGCGGAAGACGAAUGUCCCACCCGUCGCCAAGGCCUGGCUCCUCCAUUGCUAGUGACACCACGCUCGGGAUCCCGCCCUGGCGCCUCGCGGGUAGUCACCCCGACACCUCGCCCCCGUUCCCAAGCCCAAACCAGAUCGCGGCCAACCUCCUCGGUAAGCACCUCGUACACAUGGCUCGAGGACCCGAUCGACAUCCCGCCGCCCCCCUCAGACGACCAAAGCCGCCGCAUCCCUCUACCACCCAACGUGAUGGAAUCCAUCCGCGUCUCCGUGACAUGCUUCCCCGAGACAAUGCUCUCCUGUUCCAGCCUCUCCAUCGAGACGAUCCGCAGCUACUCCCGCAAAGUCCGGCAACCGCCCCUUGAGGCCCUCCGCCCGGAUACGCCCCCGACCUCGCCCAAACGCUGGCGCUGGCUCUCUUCCCGCCGGACCUCGAACCUCGGCAACGGUGGCGGCAGCGCCAGCGUCAACACCAGCGGCAACGGCGGCGGCAGCAUCAGCAACCGCCGCUGCUGCUCCCGCAGCUCCUCAAACCUCGACCUCCCUUCCACCAUGUCCCCCUCGACCACGACCCUCACUCCGCCCCAAUGGACCCGCAUCCGUAGCGUCUUCCCCCACGGCUCCGAUUAUCUCUGUGACGCGCUCUACGCCCACAUCAUCGCGUACAACUACCUCGCGCCCAUGGUCCAGAACCUCCCGCAUGGGGCUACAGCAAGACCUCCUACGCCGGGAAGCCCCGCCAGCACAGAGGACCCCAUCCCCAAGAAGGCGGCGAGCCUGCUCGGUCUGCAAGCGAACAUGGACGCCACCCCGCCGCCGCCGAGGCCGCUGCGGAAGCGUUCGAGCAUGUUCCUCGGCCUGCGCGCGUCCUCACGGCAGUCCACCUUCCCCACGCCGCCGCUGCCACCGUUGCCGACGCCGCUGGCAUCCACAACACCCGCCACGGCGGUGCCGUCGACGUCCGAAGUCCCGCUGCGGGAGCUGCAGAACGGCCUACACCGGUGCAUCGCGCGGCUCGUCACAACGCUGCGCGUAGAUGGGAACGAGGGUCCUAUCGCGGGGGAGUCGGUCAACGAGGUGGACCCGCUCGUGCUGCGGUCUCUCUGCGAGAUUGUUAAGUGCUGCGAGGAGUCGCCGACGAACGACCGGUCCUUGUAA
This is a messenger RNA of Colletotrichum spaethianum, 2175 nucleotides long. RefSeq lists its product as uncharacterized. The record is from RefSeq and is a predicted model, not a curated record. Bases 1 to 2175 code for a protein of 724 amino acids. NCBI's taxonomy places the organism in Eukaryota, Fungi, Ascomycota, Sordariomycetes, Glomerellales, Glomerellaceae. The transcript has a single exon.